CAGACGUCUGCAAAUCCGGAAACAAUGCACGUGUCAGUAAUAUGCCCUCUGUGUUUUCUGUCUCGCAGAUCAUGAAUGGUUUUGGGGCGCUAGGGUUCCCUCAUUGUGUGGGGGCGGUAGAUGGAACCCACAUUUCUAUCCAAUGCCCAAUAAGGCAAGCCUCAGAAUAUAUAAACAGGAAGGAUGAGUACUCCAUGAUUCUGCAGAGGACGUGCGACCACAGAGGCCGGUUCAUCAAUGCGGAAAUAGGAUGGAGCGGCAAGAGCCAUGAUGCCUACAUCUUUGCCAACUCAGCCCUCUGUGAGACAAUGGAUGCAGGUCUCUUCGUGCCUACCCAUCUCACCAUCAGAUUGCGGGGGCAGCAGAUCCCACCCCUCAUUGUGGCGGAUGGCACGUACCCUUUGCGCGAGUGGCUGAUGAAACCCUAUGGUGGGGCAGUCACUCCACAGCAAGCCCACUUCAAUCGCUGUCUUAGGCGAGCACGCCUUGUGGUGGAGCAGGAGUUCGGGCGACUCAAGGGGAGGUGGCGGAGCAUAGGCGUGCGCCUGGAGCUGGCGGAAGAAAACAUCCCCCCAGUCAUCAGUGCUUUUGUCAUCCUGCACAACAUCUGCAAAACCAAGGGGCAUGCCAUGCUCGUGGAGGCGGCGGAGCACAAUGCUGUUGAGCUGGCUACUCUGGGUGAGCCCUACGUCAAUGAGGCCAAUCGCCACACCCGGGAAGGGCACAAGGUGCGGGAUGCCAUCAAAGACUUCCUGUGGGCUAACCGCCGCUGACAGCCUGUCUCCUCAAACUGGACUGUGCUUGUUCCCCUGUGCAGUCCUUCCAGUCCUUUACCCCAGUGUAACGUCCUCCGCACCACAUGUAUUCAAUAAAAACCAUUCAAACUGCACCACGUCUAAUCUUCCUGAGUCUCUGCUCAUUGGCAUCGGCCACUUAUUUGCGCAUGUACAAAAGUGCACAAUUCCAAAAAACGUCAAUGGGGCACGAACGUGAGGCCUACCCCGGUCAAGAUGGAGCCUCGGAGGGUCGCCUACUGGCAGGAGCCCGAGAUCAAGAUGCUCCUUGAGCUCCUCCUGCAGUCUGGGAGGGUGGAGCACCUCAUGAGGAACUCCAGCCUCCAGACUAUUGACAUUUUCAGGAGGGCUGCAAGGAGCCUCUCGAUCACGGGCUACUCCCGCACUGCUGAGCAGUGCCGGAGUAAAUUCAAAGGGCUAAAAGCGGCCUUCUUUGAGGCUCUCGAGUGCUACCGGGGUAGACCUCCCAGGAGAGCCCAGCCCCCCUUCUACCUCCAGCUGCAUGAGUUGUGGGAUCGGGCUGGGCGACCCUCAUGGCAGGAGCGGCGCCCAACAAGUAAGUGCACUUUGUUUCACUCUGCCCCAUCCCCCAGCAAUCCAGCCAUGCUGAAACUGCCCUGAACCACCUCGUAUAAGCAUUGCCCCUCUGUAUGCUGGUACCACUCAGGCUCAGCCCAGUGCCUUUUGCACCUUGUCAUUUCACCAUCCCAGCCAUGUAUUAUGCAUGUUGGCAGGCAGGUGGGAAGGCAACCCCCCAUCCUGGUUCCAUGUAGGCACUGGUCCCUAGAGCUGCUCACCACGCCCAUCCAAUGUGGCUCCCAAUGUGGCAUCACAUUGCACAAUGGAUGUUCUGCCCAGUGUUGUCCACUAACUGAUGCAUUCCUGCCUAUUGCCUUCACAGGGCCUCAGCGUCCGCACCUCCGUGCAGUGGUGGAGGAGGAGCCUGCGGCGGCGGAGGAGCACCCAGCACAGGAGGGCAGUGGUGAGGGAGCCCUGCCACGACACAGGCUCUGAACACCAGACCUCACGGCUGCCACCACUUCUUAUGGGGCGACACAGGCUCUGAACAACAGACCCGGCCGAGGCUACUCCCUGCUCAAGCCAAGCACCACCGCUUGAUACGCCUGAGGCAAGGGAUAAAAAACCACCUUCCUCCAAACUAUGUGGAGAAAGACGUUUAAAAUGGAGAAGGAUUUUAAUAUAUAUAAUAUAACGCACUGUGAGUUAUAUCUGCUUAGGUGAAUGAGCUGCUGUGCCCCCCACCCCAGUGGUCACUCCGGACCUCGUGCGGGCUAUCAACCGCAUGGGGGGGACCCUGCAGAGAACUAUGCGUUCCUUGGAACGGAGCGUCACCCGCCUGGAGCGGGAUGUCCAGGACCUGAAGAGAUCCUGCAGGCAGGAUGCUCAGGAUCGGCAGGACCCCUGACUGCGGCACUUACGUUGUUUUAUUUAAAAAGUUUUUCUAAAAAAAAGUUUAGACAAAAAUAAAUAAAAAGAAUUUAUAUUGUUUAAA
Messenger RNA from Elgaria multicarinata webbii, 2307 nucleotides. RefSeq lists its product as uncharacterized. The transcript has 2 exons. The record is from RefSeq and is a predicted model, not a curated record. Lineage: Eukaryota; Metazoa; Chordata; Lepidosauria; Squamata; Anguidae. Bases 42 to 773 code for a protein of 243 amino acids.